GCCAAACCCGUCUCAAAAGUCACUCAAAUGACACCUCAAUGCAAAAUUCCACGUAAAAAUGCUGAACUCGUUCGAAAACUACAAACAAAUCGACGACAUAAUCGACGCUCGUAAAAAAUAUGCCUACUCCAGUGCGGCUACCACCAGCGACAAAUUCAUACGAUUCGAAGAGCCCAACAUGUUAAUAAGCGAGGGCGAUUAUUUCAGCCCCUCCGACAUCAAGCCCACCGAUUCGGAGAUAACAAUAGUGCGAGUGCGGUGCGAUGGGCUCUCGUUCAAGCGCAGACCCAGCAAAUGGGACAUGCACGACAUCGCCAUCCCGGGGGACGGCUCCCACCUGGGCGAAAGCCCCUCCAUGGUCAACCUGGCGACCUUAGUGCAACAAAACGACGAGUACCUCGUACCCCUGUCUUCGUGGGACCCCUACUACAACAAGCAGGAGGAACCACACGAAAACACGGCCAGUAUUAAAACCGAAACGCUUUCGGAAAACACGCUCAGUUUGGAGAGCAAAACUUCGAACAGUCGCAGGCCCAGCUUGGCGGGAAGAAUUUCGAAAUUUUUGAGGCGACACUGCAAAAAAUCAAAAACCCUACCGGAGACCUACAGUCUGGACAGUGACGACAAAAACUCGAACAACUGAGGACGAAUCGACCAAUUUGUGCCGUUUUAUUCAAUCCCAAGCUAAAUAAAGUAUGAAAUUGCCAAA
Messenger RNA from Tribolium castaneum (red flour beetle), 709 nucleotides. RefSeq lists its product as uncharacterized. Lineage: Eukaryota; Metazoa; Arthropoda; Insecta; Coleoptera; Tenebrionidae. The record is from RefSeq and is a predicted model, not a curated record. The transcript is spliced from 2 exons. Bases 59 to 643 code for a protein of 194 amino acids.